Ogataea parapolymorpha DL-1 is the source of this 1374-nucleotide messenger RNA. Its product is annotated as Cysteine desulfurase, mitochondrial. Gene Ontology annotation, biological process: [2Fe-2S] cluster assembly. Lineage: Eukaryota; Fungi; Ascomycota; Pichiomycetes; Pichiales; Pichiaceae. The transcript has a single exon. The coding region runs from base 1 to 1374 and encodes 457 amino acids. Gene Ontology annotation, cellular component: nucleus; mitochondrion; cytosol. Gene Ontology annotation, molecular function: pyridoxal phosphate binding; cysteine desulfurase activity. The record is from RefSeq and is a predicted model, not a curated record.
AUGUACAGGUUCAGGAUCGGAGCUGGCGUGAGACGCUUUUCCGUCUCUGCGCUGAGAAGGACAUCGUCGAGUGGCGUCAAACAGGCAAUGCCCACGUCUGGGGCCCAGCCGCCUCAGGGAUCAUCAAUAUCUCUCAAGUCCGCAACAAGAGAUCCUUCGGAGUAUGGCACAAGACCGAUAUACUUGGAUAUGCAGGCAACAACGCCGACAGACCCACGUGUGUUGGACAAAAUGCUGGAAUUUUAUACGGGGCUUUAUGGCAACCCGCACUCGUCUACCCACGCCUAUGGAUGGGAGACCGAUAAGGCUGUUGAGGAGGCGCGCGCAAACGUCGCUGCCGUGAUCGGCGCAGACCCAAAGGAGAUUAUUUUCACUUCGGGCGCCACCGAAUGUAACAACAUGGCUCUGAAGGGCGUGGCUCGGUUCUACGGAAAGAGCAAGAAGCACAUCAUCACCACCCAGACCGAGCACAAGUGCGUUCUGGACUCCUGCAGACAUCUGCAGGAUGAGGGCUUCGAGGUGACAUAUUUGCCGGUCAACUCGGACGGUCUGAUCGAUUUGGAGCUUUUGGAGAAGUCUAUCAGAAAAGAUACCUGUUUGGUGUCUGUUAUGGCUGUGAAUAACGAGAUAGGAGUGAUCCAGCCUUUGGAGGAUAUUGGCCGCAUCUGUCGCUCGCACAAGGUGUUCUUCCACACCGACGCCGCCCAGGCGUACGGCAAGAUACCGAUCGACGUCAACAAGUGCAACAUUGACCUGAUGUCGAUCUCGUCACACAAGAUAUAUGGACCUAUGGGUGUUGGUGCCACGUACGUGCGAAGACGGCCUAGAGUCAGACUGGACCCAAUCAUCAACGGCGGAGGCCAAGAGAGAGGUCUGCGGUCCGGAACUUUGGCUCCUCCGCUUGUUUGUGGCUUUGGAGAGGCCGCAAGACUGAUGGUGCAAGAGUACGAUGCAGACCAGGCCCACAUCAAGGCCCUAAGCACGAAGCUGAUGGAUGCCCUGUUGUCUAUGGAGCACACACAAUUGAACGGAUCCCGCAUCCAUAGAUACCCUGGCUGCGUUAACGUUUCCUUUGCGUACAUCGAGGGAGAGUCUCUUUUGAUGGCAUUGAAGGACAUUGCUCUUUCGUCAGGAUCCGCCUGCACGUCCGCGUCUCUUGAGCCUUCGUACGUUUUGCAUGCUCUGGGCGCCGACGACGCCCUUGCACACUCAUCGAUCCGGUUCGGCAUCGGCAGAUUCACCACCGAGGCCGAGGUCGACUACGUGAUCCAGGCCCUGACCGAGAGAGUCAAGUUCUUGCGGGAGCUGAGUCCGCUGUGGGAGAUGGUCAACGAGGGAAUCGACUUGAAUUCGAUCGAAUGGGCAGGACAUUGA